Molecule: messenger RNA, 3616 nt
Organism: Homarus americanus (American lobster)
Lineage: Eukaryota; Metazoa; Arthropoda; Malacostraca; Decapoda; Nephropidae
Product: tachykinin-like peptides receptor 86C
Exons: 11
Coding region: 57-1964 (635 amino acids)
Biological process (GO): G protein-coupled receptor signaling pathway
Cellular component (GO): plasma membrane
Molecular function (GO): tachykinin receptor activity; neuropeptide Y receptor activity
Source: RefSeq, a predicted model, not a curated record
CAUUUAUUUAAAAGUUCUUCCCACGAAGUCCCAUUGGUAUCACAAACGUGUAGAUAAUGAUGAUGAACACUGCAGAGCGUAUCUAUGAUGAUAAAAGUUCACAGCCACACCGGGAUACCUCGACAACUACCACCACCAUCAAACCUACGGCACCAGACGCUGAGGUCCUCGCCAACUACACACAAAUUUACACUAACAUCGUCGGCUGUCUCGUGUCCGAGUCUGAUAGUCUCAACUUGACCCUUGGGGAAGGAUUUUGGCUCCCUAUCCUCUACGAGUCCUUACAGCUUCCCUACAAUGUCACCACCGCUGCCUUCUCUCAGCCCUACACUACCACGACAGUCUCCUACGAAACGUACAGCUUCGCAAAUGGCGACGACGACCAGGUGCGCAGUACGACCUCAUACUGGUCAGGGGAACAACCAGGUUUCCCACGAGACAAUGACCAGUUGCCAUUGGAGGUAAUCAGGGAGAUAUGGCAGCGAUGCUUCUUCCGCACCCCCGUCAUGGCCACACACCGGCCCUACUUGCUGGUGUGGUGGCAACAGUUCCUAUGGACCUUGGUAUUCGGAGCCAUGAUGGCCAUGGCCGUAGGCGGUAACACCCUCGUCAUGUGGAUCAUAUGUGCACACCGGCGCAUGCGCACUGUUACCAACUACUUCCUCAUGAACCUGAGCGCAGCGGAUCUCUUCAUGUCUGUCCUCAACUGCAUGUUCAACUUUAUCUACAUGUUGCACAGCGACUGGCCAUUUGGGGCUGUGUAUUGCACCAUCAGCAACUUUAUGGCCAACGUAACCAUCUCAGCCAGCGUCUUCACCUUGAUGGCUAUAUCAUUCGACAGGUACAUCGCCAUCGUCAAGCCCCUGGAACCUCGGAUGUCGAAGACGUCGGCGCGAGUCUUCAUCUUAGUGAUCUGGAGCUCAUCUAUGGUGCUGUCCCUCCCGUGUCUCCUGUACUCCACUACCGUCUCCUUCACGUACAAGGAUGACGAGGUGAGGAGAGGAUGUAUCCUAAGGUGGCCAGACGGUCAGACAAGCAGCUCCCAGCACGAGCACAUCUACAACAUCGUGUUCUUCAUCACGACGUACUUGCUGCCAAUGCUGGUGAUGCUGGUGUGUUAUUUCCUUAUUGGUCGGGAACUCUGGGGUAGUCGCAGUAUUGGUGAGCUUACAGAUCGCCAAGCGGCCAGCAUCAGGUCCAAGCGCAGGGUGGUGAAGAUGUUCAUCAUCAUCGUGACAAUGUUUGGGCUGUGCUGGCUGCCACAACAAGCGUUCUUCCUCUACACCUUCCACAACUCCCAGAUCCUCGACACGGCCCACAUCCAGCACAUUUACCUGGCCUUCUACUGGCUGGCCAUGGCCAACGCUAUGAUCAACCCGGUCAUCUACUACUGGAUGAAUGCCAGAUUCAAGUCGUGCUUCAAGAAGGUGAUGCUGAAGAGAGGGAUAACUAAACAGAGAGAGAGAGUGAGAGAAGCCACUACACACUCACACGAUCUCUCCACUGGCAGGUUCAGGUCGUACAUCAAGGAGGUGGUGCUGAAGUGCCUGUGUCUCAAGUGCCCACGACGACCCUCCAACUAUGACGGUUCGCCUCAACUGGAGCGUCGUUGUCCCCCCUGUGACGACCACUCAUCCAGGUCUCGUUCUGACUCGCGUCAGGGGGUGAACGGGACAUUGAGGACAACGCCGGGGUCACUCCGCUCCAACAACCAUGUCGUCGUCUACUCCUCCAGGGAACGACUCAACGCCCGCAACGGUGUGCUGACUGCAGGUGGUCGUCGAGGUCCUGCUCAGUGCGAUAUAUGUCUCCACACGAUGCGCCCAGCUCUACUCAACACCAUGACCCAGCCCCCAUCCCUCGACACCCACCUCCAAACGAUACCUCUCACCACCGUCAGAGGCGACAUUCUCGCUGAACAGUUCAACUACCGGGCCAGCACCUGUUUGCAGAGUCAACUGUGAGUUUUCAGAGUGGUGUUCUACGUCCCUUCUCUACCUUCAAUCCCUUGCAGUGAUGUUUCUUACUUCCCCACAACCUUCCAGCUUCAUGGAGUGACGUUUCUCACUUCUACUCGACCUCCAGCACCAUGCCUCUGUUCAACCCUCGACCUUGAGGAAUUAAAUUAUACAAUGUUAAUCGACCUCUUGUUCCACGGAGUUAUUUUUUCCCUUUUUUCACUUCACCUCAACAGAAAACUCCACGACGUAAUCCAACCUACAAGUAUCACAAAUAUGAGUUGGAGCGUCUCAAGUCCUAACGCAAACUCUUCCGGAUACAAUACAUAAGAAGACGAGAAAGCAAUAGGAAACGUUUUAAAUGUUAUCCGUCCACACUAACUUUGAAGUGAUUUUGUACUUAUUACUUGCCUUAAGCAAAAAGACUUUAUCUGCUCUACUGAGGAGUAAUUGUCUUGUAAACAGCUGCCUAGUGUAAUGUUCUUGAUGGUAAUGCUUGCAGCUACAGUACUGCCUUUGUUUUUAACUCUCCUCUCAAAGAGUUCAUCACGUCUACUUCUUGUUAUUAUUUUCUGACAUCAUCAUCCGCUACAUUGUCAGGGUAAUUUCGGGAAAUAAUAAAAAACUUCGAGAACUAAAUAACAAACUUCCGAGUCAAAAGAAACUUUCAAUGGUAGUUGUGUGGUACCUUGUCUUAUUGUGAGUGAGGAGGAAGUGAUACAUUUGGAGGCUGGUACAGUUGUGGAAAGGUGUUCCUACACCUCCUGUGGUAACCCGUAUCUCCAAACAGCACCGUCACAGCAGUAGUAUCAUUAUUUAUGAAUGAAUGGAUAUAAGUUAUGUAACAACGAACGUAAUUGAUGGAUAGGUUUGCUAUAGGUCAUAUAGGUUGGCCGUUUGGUGACACGUGUUACCACAGGGGGUGUAGGAACACAUUUCCGCAACUAUACUCUUAUAUGUGUUUCACCUACGCUUUCAUUGACUAUUCUUCAUGGCUGAGACAAGACAUAUUACUUACAGAUACACGGCAGAGGCGAAUGUUAUGAUAUAUAAAUAUAUCCAUUAUUCAUACCAUAUAGAAAUUUAAAAACAAAUUUCAGUGAAAAUAUAGAAAAAGUCGUACUACGUUUUUCUCAUAAUUGAGUAGCCUCAGAAAACUCAGUGAAUUUCCUGAACAAAGUAUUACCAUGGUGGAUACAUCAUACACUACCCCACUCACACUGUAAUAGUUUCCUUAAAUAUGGACUUCGAGUUAAGAAACAACUUGUGUUGUCAUACCAAAAACAACUAAGACGACCACAGAUGUGAUUGUAUAGAUUCCAGACGACAAUAAGGGGUAAAGAAGCAGCUAAUUGUUGAUGUCAUGUUUUUUAUAAAACUGAAAAAAUAUCGUAGCCUAGUCAAUGUAAACAGUGACAAUAUUACGUGUCUGUUUGUAUUUUUUAGUAUUAUUAAGUUAUUUUUGUCUUAUGCCUUAAAGACAAUAAUAUGAGGGAGUCUUCAUGGCUUCUCCUUCAGUUGAUCCAUUUUGAUAAUUUUGGAAUCAUAAGGAUAUAAAAAUAUCAAGACAAUAUUUUGUUUGACGUAAAAGUUAAAUUUCAUUACCCAAAAAUCAACACUGAAAAUAAAUGUUUAUGAUGUUUACAUAAUUAAUAUUA